Messenger RNA from Mytilus californianus (California mussel), 3260 nucleotides. RefSeq lists its product as uncharacterized. The transcript has 15 exons. Lineage: Eukaryota; Metazoa; Mollusca; Bivalvia; Mytilida; Mytilidae. Bases 480 to 2876 code for a protein of 798 amino acids. The record is from RefSeq and is a predicted model, not a curated record.
UCGGGAAUAGUAACUAACACUAAAUACCGUGCAUUGCUUCAUGAAUGUUUAUAUCUUACAGCAAAUAACGGAUGCCAUCAAAGUUUAUGUACUAUCUUUGAUUAAACUUUUAAAGGAAGGAUUGUUUUAUCUCUGAAAGAGCCUGAUUCUACCUUUAAACAGAAAACACAAAGCCUCACAAAAUAUCGACCAUAAAAUUUUAAUGAGCAAUUACAGGAACAAUAGGAAGUUCUGGAAAUUGGAAAUUACCACAAAUAUUGUUGGCAGAGAUUUACCAUGCUGGCAACGGUUCAUGUUUAGGGAAACACAUAAGAUAUCUGGAAUUCUAAAUUAAAUAAAGAUAUGAAGUAUUUACAUAGCUGUCCGUUUAAAGAAUCUUGUUCAUUUCAUUUGAGAACCGACAGGUGUUUACAAAGAUAAACAAUAUCUUCCACAUCUCGAUUGUUUACACAUGUUCUUCACGUAAAAUAUUAAACAAAAUGGAAUCCAGCGUUGAUGUCGUGGACAGGUUGAAUGUUUUCGUGUUUGGUGGAACAUUUUCUGAAAGACAAGAUUUAAUCCGAGUAACCUUAAGUGAAUACGAUAAAGGUCAUAUAAGUACAUCCUCCAACUCAAAGGACAAAAAUGAUACAACUGUGUUUGUUGAUGAGGAGGUUGAAAUUUAUACAUUACCUGUUAGCAAAAUAGCAAGUUGUGAAAUCUGGAAUUUUUCUGACAAAAAGCUAAGCCAAGGAAUAUCUCAACUAUUUAUAAACAAGUGUGCCAUUGUUAUCAUCAUCGUUGAUAAUGCAGACUUUAAAGCAACGGAAAAGAUUGCCAGACUAUGGAGAAAUUUUGCUUUCAAGGGUAUUCAACAUGUUAUUAUAGCAAAUAUAUCAUCAAUUGUAACGAGCGAUGUCGUACAGCAGACAGUGCAGAUCUUUGAAGCUCUUGAUGAAAGUCUUAACACAUUCAAGCAAAGUCAAUCCCAAGUUAAAGAAACUCCAAGAAAUUACCACAAAUUACAUACUGCUGAAGAAAAGGGGUUUCUGACAAUAUUAACAACUCUUUUAAAAGAAGAAAAAGACAAAGUGAUUACAGAAAUAGACGAUCUUACAAGAAUAAAAAAUACUGUACUCAAACAAAGAAAGGAUGUCGUGUUCAGUUCUAUACAUGAAUAUCAAAAUAUUGUGGCACUAGUGAACAUUGGAAAUACGUUGAACCAUUUAACCGCAAAGGGAAUAAUACUCAGUCAUGGAUGUUACCAUCACGGAGGUGAAUUCAUCUGCGUGAAUCCGCAGCUGUUUCUUAAACUUGUCUAUGCUAUUCAUGUUGACAGCUGUAACAAGACAUUUCAUAUUGCACCAAACAGAUUCUGGCAUCAAGACAGACCAGACAGGGAAUCUUUGGUCAAAGUUUUAGAAGACAUUCCAAUUAAUGGAUUACUUCGACAAUGUCUAUUACCACUACUAUGGCAGGACUUGUUGUCUAAUAAAGAACAAAUUCUACUGGUAUCUACUGAGAUGGAAAGAUUUGGCCUUCUGAUGCCCUAUAAAAAGAUGUCCAUGUUUAGUGAUGUAAUCAGUUUAAUGGAUUAUCCCCAAUUGUCAUCAGUCGACCAAAUGUCUCUCUUAUUGAUGGGGAAAAUGAAAGACUUAAAACCGUCCUUAAACUGGUAUGAAGACCUACAGACAUCUGAUAUACAACUGAACCUGAAAGUAUCAUUUCCUCAGGGAUUACCACCAGGAUGUUUAGAAAGAUAUAUUGGUGCUGUAUAUUUUGUUUAUAAAUAUGUAAAUAAUUACUAUUAUGGAUGGAGGUCUGGCAUAUUACUACGUAUUAAUGAUGUUUAUAUCUAUAUAUCAACACAGAAUGAGUCUUUAGAGUAUUUUGUCCGAACAGAUAUUGAUUUAUAUCCUAGUUUUGAAGAAGCAUGUAAAAAACUUUGGAUGACUGUUGGUUUAGCACUGGAUUGUUUUUUAAAUCACGUUUCAAUUUGGCCAGAACUUAAUUAUCAGGUAUACCUGUCUGCUGAUGGAGAACAAUUUCGAUCAAGCAGUGUAAUUGGUGCAUGUUCCUUGCCCUCCAUGUUGACAAAAAGAUACAAUAGGAAAGAUAACACGGAAGAAGAAUUAGAAACGAAGGUUAAAUUAUUGUUUCCAUUUCAAGAUUUUGAAGUUACAGAUGAAAAAGAUGUAAUUCAACAAUGGACACUUUAUUUAAAAAGAGAAACAGGGAGGUCAUUGGAAAUAGAUAUAAAAGAAACACAGCCGGCUGUAGAAUUAGAAAUGAUAAAACCAAAAACAAGUAUAAAGAAAAACAAGCGUAAAGAUAUUACUUGGGAUAUAAAGACCGCUGAUAAACAUACUAGCUCGAGUACAGAAAGGAUACCUUCACAAUCGAAUAUUAAACCAGUCAAAUGUAGUACAAACGAUGCUUAUCUACCAUUGAGAAUAGAUAAACCUACAGUUAAACAAAAGUCUACGAAAACAGAGGAUGUAGCAAAAACUUCAACUGAGCCCACAUAUGAUAAUAACAUAGGACGUUGUAAAGUAGAUGUUGAAAUGGAUAUUCAGAAGGUGGUUGGAUCAUUUGUUGCGACUAUCUUAGCUACAGCUGUGGCUGCUUAUAUAGGAGAAGAAAGUGGUAGACGAGGAAAAUGGACAACGUACCAGGCAUCAGUUGCAUCAGAAAUGGCAGAAGCUAUCAUGUUUGUUAAUUCAAAUGACGUCAUGGCCGCAGCAAACACAAUUAUAAACACCGUAGAAAAAGCUGAAAAACCAGACUCUUCCAAUACACGUCAAUGUUGUCUAGAUGGAUCUUUAUGUUACUGUGGGCAUAACAAAGAUCAUAAGGAACAGAGUAGUAAAUUCAGUUCAAUUUGUACACUAUUGUAAAUUAGAUUACAUUAUAUAAAUGAUUUGUUUGAACAAACAUUUCAGCGACAGAAGCCGAUUUUCACAUGCCUAUCUUAUGUAAAUAAUUGCAAUAUACGACACACAGAACAUUGCUUUUGUUGCCGGAAAGUCAUUUUUUGUCAUAGUGUGAAUCAAAAGUAAAGUCUCAUAAUGUACUAUUUGCCACAAAGACCAAGAGUUAAUAAUAUAAAUAUUGUCUACUCUACUUCAACUUCGUUUAAGUUUAGACUUUUAGUAUAUUAAAAUGUAUUUUUCUGGUAUACUAGUAUAACAUAAUUGUUUUUAUCAAGUUAUGAAUAGUUUUAUGCAAUUUCAAUACUGUCUUGAUGUAUAUAAAUAUUGAAUAAAGAAAAAUGCACUGGU